Syngnathus typhle (broad-nosed pipefish) is the source of this 4673-nucleotide messenger RNA. It is a transcript of the gene osbpl5, whose product is annotated as oxysterol binding protein-like 5. Gene Ontology annotation, cellular component: cytosol; intracellular membrane-bounded organelle; membrane. The coding region runs from base 283 to 2886 and encodes 867 amino acids. The transcript has 23 exons. The record is from RefSeq and is a predicted model, not a curated record. Gene Ontology annotation, biological process: phospholipid transport. Gene Ontology annotation, molecular function: sterol binding. NCBI's taxonomy places the organism in Eukaryota, Metazoa, Chordata, Actinopteri, Syngnathiformes, Syngnathidae.
ACGGCGGUCCAAGCGGGCUUGGCAGUGAGUCGCCUCCAGCUCUGGAGUCUCCCUCCACGCUCUCCGUGUUGAGACCGAGCAACUUCUUCUCACCACAACGCUCCACCGAUUUCGAGGCGGUUCCCGGCUCCAUCCUUGUCGAUAUGACGCCGAACUGGGACGGGAGCUCGGAGACAACUGCAUGAAUCCUGAAACACAGUGAGACAGGUGGCUUUGACAAAAGCCUCUGGAUGUGGUGUGUACUGCAACUCAGGUGAAAGACAGGGUGAACUGAUUGUUAGGAUGAAGGAGGAGAGUUUGUACCACCGAAGGUUGUCGAUGUCUCCAAAUGCCUCUUCCCCACCCAAAAUUGACCCCCGCAUCCUCACACGAAACUUUUCUUAUGGAGGAGACAACGAUCUCUACAACCUCAGCUCAGGCAGUGAGACAGACAGGCACGAUAUCUCCCUGAUGACUAAUGAACUUAGUCCUGCCCAGUCACCAGGCAGCAAGUCUGAGUCUAGGAUGUUUAAUGGUCUAGAAAAGGACUGUCCCUCACCAACAGAAAAGCUUGCUCGGAAGGAGUCUCUUAAGGUCCAAAAGCAGAAUUACCGUCAAGAAAAGAAGCGGGCUGCCAAAGAAUUGUUCAGUGCUCUGAAAGACCCGAGCGUUGUCAUUAUGUCAGACUGGCUAAAGAUCCGUGGCUCUUUAAAGAGUUGGACCAAGCUGUGGUGUGCCCUGAAACCUGGUGUUCUUUUGAUCUAUAAGACCCCUAAAACUGACCACUGGGUUGGCACUGUCCUGCUGAGUUCCUGCAAGCUCAUCGAGAGGCCCUCAAAGAAGGAUGGGUUCUGCUUCAAGCUUUACCAUCCACUGGACAAAUCCAUUUGGGCUGUCAAGGGUCCCAAAGGAGAGAAUGUAGGCUCCAUCACACAGCCUUUACCAAGCAACUACCUGAUCUUCAGAGCAUCCUCUGAGUCUGAUGGCCGAUGCUGGAUGGAUGCACUGGAGCUUGCUCUGAGUUGCUCCAGCCUCUACAAGCUAACAGCCAAGUCUGGAAAAGAAGGAGAUAUCAGCACAACUUCUGAGUCGUCCCACUUCCUCCAUCUUCUGCAGUCUACCACACUAGCAGACACAGAGCUUUUGCAGUUGAAUGAGUCUGAGCUGCUGGGCAAUCACCACAUGGACCAUGACGGAUUUUCUGACAAGUCAGAGCGUGAUGGUCACGAUGACUGGGACGCCUCUGCAAUUGAUAAUGGAGGAAGGUUGACAGAGGAGAGUGACAUGGACCAAUCAGAUGAACUGAUUUCUCCCGUGCCACAGGGUACAAUUUAUGUCGAGGAGGGCACAGAAGAGAUGGCUGAGGCUGGGGAAUCAUCCCAAGUUGAGACUGUUUCAGAGGAAAACAAGGGUAUGAUCUGGGGUAUUUUGAAGCAGCUGCGACCGGGCAUGGACCUCUCAAAGGUGGUCCUGCCUACAUUCAUCUUGGAGCCUCGCUCCUUCCUGGACAAGCUAUCAGACUACUACUAUCACGCUGACCUGCUCUCACAAGCGGCACAGGAGGACAGUGCAUAUGGCCGAAUGAAGCAAGUAGUCAGAUGGUACUUGUCUGGUUUUUACAAGAAGCCUAAGGGUCUGAAGAAGCCUUACAAUCCAAUAUUGGGGGAAACGUUUCGCUGCUGUUGGCCUCAUCCCCAAAGUGAAGGCUGCACUUUCUACAUAGCUGAACAGGUUUCGCACCAUCCGCCCAUUUCUGCCUUUUAUGUCUGCAACAGGAAAGAUGGGUUUUCCAUCAGUGGAAGCAUCUUGGCAAAGUCCAAAUUCUAUGGUAACUCUCUGUCUGCUAUCCUGGAUGGCAAAGCGAGACUGCUCUUUCUGAGCAGGGAGGAGGAGUAUGUCAUCACAAUGCCCUACGCUCAUUGCAAAGGUAUCCUGUAUGGGACGAUGACGCUAGAGCUGGGUGGAAAGGUUACCAUUGAGUGUGAGAAAAACAAGUGUUUCACUGAGCUGGAGUUCAAGUUAAAGCCGUUCCUGGGAGGCGCCUCUUCCGUGAAUCAGAUCAGUGGCAAGAUCCUUGUGGGGGAUGAGCUCGCUGCCACUGUAGAUGGACAUUGGGACGGUGAGGUUUUUAUUCAAGAGAAGCGCUCCGGACAGCAGGCAACCUUGUGGAACCCGAGCCCAGAAGUCCGCAGCAGUCGUCUCAAGAGACGUGUUGUCCUCUUUGACCAGCAGGGAGAGUUUGAGUCUGAAAGGCUGUGGCAGCACGUGACUCGAGCAAUUACAGAGCGUGACCAGGUUCAAGCCACACAGGAAAAGUUUGUGCUUGAAGAAGCUCAGCGCAAAGAGUCCAGGGAGCGGGGAGACAAACCCUGGACCCCACGACUUUUCUGUCAGGACCCAGUGACCUCAGAGUGGACCUACAAGCAUGUGGAAGCCGAGCCAUGGGAGGCAGAGCGUUGUCUGGUUCAGUUUGAGAGAGAUGGAGUCAUUCAAACGUUGGAGAAAACGCAGAGACAGCACAAUGGACUCUCUUACAGGGACAGCUGGCCCAGCCAACGCAAGGCUAAAGUGAAUGGGACACACAGGAAAGCCAGCAGUCAGCCAUCCAGCUGCAGCCAGAACACCGAGAGCAGCGGCAGCACCCCAGAACCGACACACGAGUCCUCUGAUAAUGAGGAGUUCUCAAACCACUGUGCACGCUGCAGUAAGGACAUGGCUCUCCUCCAGACCUCCAUCACUUCCAUACAGAAGACACAGCAAGAUAUUCAGAGGAACCUGGCCGCUCUGAGUCGCCAGCUCGCUCAGCAGAGGGCAGCAGACAACAGUGUGUCAUGGAUGAGUCGGCACUGUGUGAUCGUCUGUUUGGUGCUCCUCUCACAUGUUUUCCUCCGCUACUUCUACGCCUGAGAAACUCGGGUCUCCGUCCAGCCCUGAUCUGAGAUUUGAUCCCUCCCACAAGCACAAACUAAUCAACUGGGCGGGCCCAGAACUCAGACGAGAGUUGGGUGAGGGACUUGUCCUAUUCUUUUUCUUAUAUGGAGUGGCUUAGCAUGAACAUUAUAGCAAUAAACACAGCCAAUGCCUGUCAGACAUCUUCAGAUAGAAAUGACUCCCCCCCCCCACUGAGUGUAGCCAAAUUGAAAGAGCACCGGCACCCACGCACUUUGGACAGGAGAUGAGGGAUGACAGAAAGGGUCUUUCAAUACAAAAAAAAUGUAUAAGUUGUACAAUGAAGAAUGAUUUGUAAGAGACCACCACCAUCCCUUAGUGUCUUUAUCGACUUGCCCUGCAAUACUGUCUAUCUGUGAAUGUGUUUGUGUGUUGUUUGUAUAAAUCGUAGGCCCUACACGCGCUGGUAGAUCACCGCGCCAAAGUUUCGUACAACUUCCACUCCAGAAAUUGGGCCUUAAAACCGCUGAUGCCAAAAAAGGAAAACACGUCACAUACAAAUGAACAAAGGAACAUCUUUCAACAGUGCAAUUUAGUGUUUUGUAUUUACUGUAGGCACACAUCAGCUCUGUCUCGUCUUGUAAUGACAAUAAUUUUACCAAAACAGUAUUUAUAAUCCGAAAAGACAAAGAGUUAUUGUUUACAGGGAGCACUGUGUGUAUUUCUAGUGACACAUACUAAGUGUAGGAAGAAUGGCUAAUGUGGGUCAAGACUGAGAGCCAUACAAAGUGUCUUUAUAUUUGUGUGCCUGCUGUGGCACAAUGGAUGGGACGAUUGCGUAGCACUGUUUGCUUAAUGCUUUGUGUGGAUGCCUCCUACUUAGCAUCCAGACAGGUCUACAGUUUGACAUUCUGGUUUUUAAAUCACAAUUGUCUGACCAAGUUACCAUUUCACUCAUCCGUAAAGAUGAUCUACAAAUGCACUUAACACUCUUGUAACCCAGAAUUAUCAUCAACCUUUGUAUGAUUUGAUCUGUUGCUCCAGUUAACUAGAUGUCUGCAAUAGAUGGGUUAAGCAGCAUGCAACUCAAAUAACCUGUAAUGGUCAUCUACUUUUUUUUUUUUAAUGUCAAGUUGCCCACGGUGGAAACUGGCUAACAAUGUUUCUCACAAUCCCCAGAUACUAGUUUGUUUAAUGAGCGUUUGGAGUUCAUCUUGGUCCGAAACAAGUGACUUUGGAAAUGUAAAAAAUUAAUGAUUUGGUUGUAUUUGUUCUUUUAAAAGGUAUGUACAUAUUUGUCUGCAGUGCUUUUGUGCUCUGUGAUAAAAAGAAAUUUCAGAAUGUAUUUAUUGUGUGAUUUUACCCCCUUGGUAACUAAAGUAAUGUUGAAUCUUCGGGACCAGGGAUGACAAUCUUGCUCCCAGAGUUGCGUGCUCUUCUCAUGUAUGUAUUUUAGUUUGUGAGAAAGCCAUUGAGCUAAACGCAAAGCUAUGUCUGUGACUUUGUUUGUUUUGAGCAUUUUCUAACAUUUCAGUUCAGUGCCCAGUUUGUAACACUUCAGUCCAGUGCCAGAACUGAUCUACCCAACGGGAGCAAAUUUUAGCGAUGAAAGUCGACUCUGAAUGAAUGAUUUUGUGUACUUUUUUCCAUUAUUUUCCUGUUUUUAUACUCGAUCACCAAUUUCCGGGAUUGUAUAUGCCACUUACUUUUGUUAUAUUGAACAAGAACUCAAUGAUGCCCGUUUCUUUUUUUCAUUCACACUUGUUGCACACUGUAGCACUACAGUAAAACAGUUUUAACCCUAA